AGGGGAGAGAGAGGGAGAGACCCAGAGAGAGAAAGAGAUCUGUUUCCAUUGUGUCUAAAACAUGUCCAGCCGUCCGAUGGGACUGAGCGUGUGAAGGACGUGCGCUCAGACGUUUGUGCCUGUGUUUCUGUGUGUGUCCGUGAAGGUCAACGGCAGCAUGCAGAAGGUCCCGGAGGAGUGGAGAGAGAGGGAGAGAGAGAUGGAGCGGCCGGCGCAGAGUGGAGGGGAAGAGGACAGGGAGACGCUGAUGAUGGAACUGACCCGGCUGGUGCAGAAGACGGUGAAGGAGAGCAGCUGGUGGGAGAGGAGAGGGGUAGACUGCAGCAUUCUGGCCGUGGCUUUCAUUAGCCUGCCUGCAGCAUUCUUGCUGUUGGGUUCCUCACAGGUGGCGUGGUUUGUGCUGGGUCUGUUGGUGAUGGGCGUGGCUCACGCUGUAAUCACAGUGAAGGGGACACACCUGUCCAGUCACGGAGCUCUGAGUGAGUCGGCGGCGUGGGGGCAGUUCUGGGCCGUCUUCUUCAUCGAGGUGUGUGGAUCGUUCACUGCCAGAGCAGGUGUGAAGGCUCAUGUGAAGAUGCAUCACGCUCACACUAACGUCAUCGGUCUGGGAGACUCCAGCACCUGGAAGGUCCCCUUUCUGCCCCGCACCGUGUACCUGUUCGUCGCCCCACUCGCUGUACCCAUCAUCACACCGAUAGUCGCCAUGGGUCAGCUAAAGGGUCAGCCUCUGUGGGCAGUUGUGCGUACAGUGGUGUGUGUGAGCGUGGGUGUGUAUUCUCAGUACAUACUGCUGCGGUGUGUGUCUGGGCUGGAGUGCGGUUCGGCUCUGCUGGUGAUGCUGCUGAGCAGAGCCAUGUUCUCCUUACCGUACAUCCACGUCAACAUCUUCCAGCACAUUGGGUUGCCGAUGUUUUCUCCCAGUCGGAGGCCCAAGCGAAUCUACCAGAUGAGUCACGGGGUCCUCAACCUGCCCAGGAACCCACUGCUUGACUGGACCUUCGGACACUCGCUCAUCAACUGCCACGUAGAACACCACCUGUUCCCCUCACUCUCUGACAACAUGUGCCUGAAGGUGAAGCCGAUCGUGUCCCGGUACCUGAAGGAGAAGUCGUUGCCGUAUCAGGAGGACAGUUACCUCUCCCGUCUGAGUUUAUUCUUCCAUAAGUACCAGGAGCUGAUGGUGUGGGCCCCGCCCAUCACUGAGCUGGUUGGGCUGCAGUGA
Messenger RNA from Colossoma macropomum (tambaqui), 1222 nucleotides. RefSeq names its product fatty acid desaturase 6 (gene fads6). The coding region runs from base 158 to 1222 and encodes 354 amino acids. Gene Ontology annotation, cellular component: membrane. The transcript is spliced from 6 exons. Gene Ontology annotation, molecular function: oxidoreductase activity, acting on paired donors, with oxidation of a pair of donors resulting in the reduction of molecular oxygen to two molecules of water. The record is from RefSeq and is a predicted model, not a curated record. Gene Ontology annotation, biological process: lipid metabolic process. NCBI's taxonomy places the organism in Eukaryota, Metazoa, Chordata, Actinopteri, Characiformes, Serrasalmidae.